AAUAGCGAGUUACUUUGAGUACUAAUAUUUCCCUUGUUAACGCCCCGAGACAAUGAAGCGAAAUUUAGAUUGAGGGCUCAUGAACAGUUAAGAAUUAUGGUUCAACAGCGAAGAAAAAUACCGAUUUAAUAUGGAAAAUGAAAAAACUAAUGAAGCGAAGCGACGUGGGCAGCGAGGCAAAAGUGUUGAUGAUGCUUUUAUGUUUGAUCAUCGUUCAAGUUUUGAGAUGCCGAAUGAAACAACUCCUCGAGACUCGGCCGAUGAUCUUUUAAAACUUAGGAAAAGGACACGAAAUAAAUCGUGGGCAAGUGGAGCAUUACGAAAAAAUUUCUUGCCAGUCGAGAAAAGAUCUCAGUCAUCUAAAGCUACGUUUGAUAAGCACAGGCCAUCACAUCGUGUGAAAUAUAACGGACAUCCGUUUGACAGGAACAAAACUGGGCGAUGGCAAGGGGAUUACAUCAAGAUGAACGUACCCAAGAAAUGGCUAAGAGACUAUGAGAAAAAGCAGGCAGAUUUUCAGAAGCAAACUAAAGGAAAGCUUGAGCCUCUGGAUCGAUUUCGACGUGCUGUUAGAAUGGUUCAAACUCUCAACACUUCAAUUCGGAGCAUCGUACAUCACGCUGUAGAGAAAGGCCAAUAUGAAGAAGUUACUUCUGACGCCACACUUAGCUUGAAAAGUGCCGCCGCCCAGGGAACUGUGGAGGAUCUAAUGUUUGAUCCAGAAAAUUACAAAUGCCACCACGAGUUUCUAAUACCAAGAUGGGCCAAGGAAAUUACUCUCAAGGAACCGCAGCAAAGGACUAAGCAAGAAAUUCAUUCCAUCGUUCAACUUAUGAAGCAACUCAAAGGUUUCCGUAGAUACAGCUUUAAGAUACAAGAAGCGAUUUGUGCGGCACUCAAAUACGAUUGCUUUGGACGACGUCGUGUGGUAAUUCGGAAAGGUCACGUUGCUCAACGGUUCUACUUUGUAUUUAAUGGCUCAGUGUGUGUGACAAUCGAUGAUGACGAACACAGCGCAUUUGUUAAACCAACUACCUUGCUCAGAAGAGGGGAUCACUUUGGGGAACUCGCUUUUAUUCGUGGACUGAGAAGGGCAGCCACAGUAGUUUGUCUAGAAAGAACUGAGUUACUGUCCGUGGAGAGAGAAGAUUUCUUUUCCGCUAAGAUUGACGUGUCCUUCAACGCGGAUAUGCAAAGGAGAGUGGCACUCCUAAAGGAGCAUCACGUGUUCAGCACGUGGCCUGUAGAUGUGGUGAAACAGGUUGCAGAGGAGAGCAUACUUCAGGACUACAAUAGUGAUGAAGUGAUUAUUCGUGAUUCGUCUAAGAUGCAUUGCAUAGUAUUCGUCACUAAGGGUCAGUGCAAUGUAUUAAGACUGUUAGACCUCGGUGACUGUAAGGAAUACAUCGACCACGCCUUGAAAUAUAGGAUGGGGAAAAUAAAAGAAGAUGGGUCAACAAUUUACAACCCUUUUGUGGACGACAUCUCUGUAAGCUCAGUAGUUUUACGAGGAUUACCUCCGAGAUCUGAGAGCCCCGAGGAAAACUCCACUGCAACGAGCUCGGUAAAAAGGGUGCGAGAAAAAGCGAAAUCGGCUCCUCCCAACACAAACCCAGGCUCGCAUCAGUCAGAAAUGAUAGCGUCUCGGCCUGUUACUAAAGGAAUCCUACACUUGGGAAGCUCAAAAAGAAAAUCGCCAAGGGGUCUAGUGAGUUUCCAGGAUAAACAUAGAGAAUUACCCGGUUUAGAAGUAGAAGUUUUGCAACCUUCCGAAAAUCCACCAAGAUCUCUUAAGCCCUCGGGCUCGCUGUACCAAAUUAACGAGAAGGAGGAGAGAUUCCAUGAGAAACGCGCUGUGGAUGAGAAUGUUGGUGUUGGAGUUUAUAUGAUGGUGGAUCGAUUGAGACCAGGUCAAUGUUUUGGUGCGUGGUCUUUGUUGGAGCUAGAGGACCAUUGCUUGCCCGCGGCUGAGAAGGCUAACUCUCCUUCACAACAAAAUGAACGAGACCUGACCAGCCAUAACAAGAAAAGUAUUAAAAGGCAGACUAAGGAGGAUAAACUAAGGGACAGACGCUUUACUUUGGUCAGUGCCGGCUGUGAAGUUGUCAAAGUAGCCAAAGAAGUUUUCUUCAAAUAUUCAGACGCUGAAACUCUUGAUAAACUUAAACAAUUAACAACCACUUAUCCUAAAGAUAGCUUCUUGUGUCAGAAAUAUCUUCAGCAGAGCGACUGGAGGACAUACAGAGAGAAUGUUGUAGAUAAUGUUGUGGUAAGGCACAUUGCUCGCCUAGAGACAGCUAAAGGAUCUGCUCGCUCACAUAAGGUCAGAUCAUCCCCAGUCCCGUCGCCGCUGGGCUCGGUAAAAAUGUGGCCAUCUAUAAAUUCCAAGUGGGAGUACUUCCUAGACGCAGGAUGGGAGUCUGCACAAGUCAACGCACCAGCUGUUGACGCCAGGACUUCAAGACCACACAGCUCCGAUUGUUCUGCUAUAAAUCCAUCAAGUCGGGGUCGGAGUCCAUCAUCGAGAAAACAAUCACCGUACACCACGCCCCGUGGUUCACCCAUACCUCUUCCUUCACCUGCCUCAAAAUCGUCCGAAAAGCUUUUACCGCUGGUCAAAAAUGACCUGGUGCUGGCUCAGGGUAGUCAGAGGGCACUAGUACUGACUCAUGGCGGUAGUAGGAGUAAUAAUUAUCAACUACAGAUCGAGAGACGAAUAAUUGACAAAAACGACUCCAGGAAAAAUAAUCCACUUUUAAAUAGAGUGAAAUAGCAUUUAGGAUCCAUCAAGGGGUCGUUUCAAAGAAUCAAUCGACUCUUCUCCCAAACUACCGCCUAAUUUAAGUAUAUGAAAUUAUUUAUCACGAAUUAAAAGUUGUAUUGAAUGUUUUAUCCGAUGACAUUAAAAAAUCUUGAGAUAGGUGAU
Molecule: messenger RNA, 2926 nt
Organism: Pocillopora verrucosa
Lineage: Eukaryota; Metazoa; Cnidaria; Anthozoa; Scleractinia; Pocilloporidae
Product: cyclic nucleotide-binding domain-containing protein 2
Biological process (GO): spermatogenesis
Molecular function (GO): cAMP binding
Source: RefSeq, a predicted model, not a curated record